Molecule: messenger RNA, 1125 nt
Organism: Miscanthus lutarioriparius
Lineage: Eukaryota; Viridiplantae; Streptophyta; Magnoliopsida; Poales; Poaceae
Source: the annotation of a GenBank genome assembly
AUGCCACUCGCGCCGCGCGCCGGGGAUGGAGCUCGCGCCGGCGAGGAUGGCCUGUCGCCGCCGCCGUGGUGGCUCACCACGGAGGCCUGCGACCUCCCUUCCGCGACCGCCACGGGGCUCGGGGAAUGGGCCGCCUUCCUCUUCCUCUCCACGUGCUCGCAGCGGACGCUUCUCUCCGCCGCGUCCGCGGUCUUCCUCGUCACGCUGCUCUGCCUCGGCGCCGCCAAGCUCAUCUCCACACGGCGACGACGCCAUGGCGCCGGCGGCGCCCUGAACGGCGAAGACAAGCAGCCGCUGCUGGAUAGGGCCGUGGUUGUUCGGGUCGGCGCCGGGUUCGUCGUCGCGCUGGCUGCGUCCGGUGUCCUCGCCGCGUUCUACGUCGUGCUGCUGGUCCUUUCCCCGGUCAACAGGGGCGGCGAGGCCCUGGAGGCGGUGUUCCUGGCGCUGCUGUGCGCGGACGAGGAGACCACCACCACCACCACCGAUAGCAACAGCAAGGCGAACGUGACCCCGUACGCGACGGCGUCGUGGGCGUCGCGCGCGACGUGGGCGUGGAUGAACCCGCUGGUGCAGCGCUGGUACCGGUCGGCGCUGGAGCUGUCGGACGUGCCGACGCUGGCGCCGUCCCACCGGCCCGAGCGCAUGCACGAGCUCUUCACCCUGCACUGGCCGUCGUCGUGGGCGUCCAAGGACAACAACCCGGUCCGGCACACGCUGUUCCGCACCUUCUGGGCGCAGUUCCUGCUGAACGCGUCGCUGGCGCUGCUCCGCCUCACCGUCAUGUACCGGCCGCUCGGGGAGGGUGCGCGGCUGGUGGCGAUGCUGCUGGCGGCCAAGUGCGCAGAGGCGCCACCAGUACAACUUCCACUGCCAGAAGCUGGGGAUGCAGAUCCGGGGCGCGCUCAUCGUGGCGCUCUACCGCAAGGGGCUCGCGGACCAGUCAGCGGCGGAGGAGUUGGCGACGAGGCGCGCGCCCUGGAGCAGCAACUGCCCGUCGGGGAGCACCAGGUUGCCGUCGCCCGCGACGGCCAUCGCGGCCACGGACUGCCCCGCGGUGCCCGCGGACCACACGACUGCGCCGGCUCGCGCGGCCACAGGAUGUUUGACGAAAUGAAGCGACUAUAG